Messenger RNA from Cladophialophora immunda, 1656 nucleotides. RefSeq lists its product as uncharacterized. The record is from RefSeq and is a predicted model, not a curated record. The coding region runs from base 1 to 1656 and encodes 551 amino acids. Lineage: Eukaryota; Fungi; Ascomycota; Eurotiomycetes; Chaetothyriales; Herpotrichiellaceae. The transcript has 3 exons.
AUGACCAAGAUCACCAUCCACUUCCUCCCCGUGAGGACCGCGACGCUCAGACGGACCAAGCGCGACGCCGAGCUCACCGACGCCGAAGCAAAGUCCCAUGCCCGGCGGUCUGCUCACGUCCUGGCCAGACUGCCCAAGCGCACGGCGCGCGGGCAUGCAAGGGCCGGGUCGCAGUCCAUCCUGCGGCUCAAGAAACGCACAAAGAAGCCGGAAACCAUGCCUGCCGACAACAACGACACCCAGGCCCCCAUUUCGCGAAGAAUGCAGGCCAAUGUGCCGCCCAGCAUUGGAGACGUGGAUGGAUGCGACCCUUUCGUCCGCUUCCCGUGCGUGACCGGGUCGAUUGAGCACAAGUUGUUCCAUUUCCUCAUGUCCUACGUGCCGAGCCGAUUCUACGGCACCCGGCCGUGGGCGGCGUACGACGUGCUCCGCGACUCGGUCAUGCCCGAGAUCCUGACGGGGGGCGCGUACAUGUCGCUCGCGCUGUACGUGGCGGCGGCCAUCGUCAACACGCUCAAGUCGCCGCAGCAGCAGCCGCAGUUCUCGGAAGAAUGGAUGCUGGCGCGGCAGGCGACCAACUACCGGCUGCUGAGGCAGCUGCUGGAGAACCAGCACGGCCACCCGUGGGACUGGGCCAUCACCUGCGUCGUCGUGGCGGGCUACGCCGACGCCAUGGCCGGCCAGGCCGAGCGCGGCCGCACGCACACAAGGGCCGGCCUCGACAUGCUCCAGGACUUUCGGAACCUGCAGCGCAUGCGGCUCUCGUCGGGGUCCAUCGCCUUCAAGGCGUUUCUGCAGACGGGCGUGCCCACGAUGUUCCCGACGAGCGCCGCGCUCGAGGCGGCCAUGCACGGCGCGAGCCAGAACCUGCGGCGGAUCCAAGCUUGGACCCGUCUCAAGCGGAAUGCGCGGUGCUCCGGCACCCACUGCCAAUGUCAUCCCCCUGACGCGGUUGGGGAGAACGAUGCCACGGAGCAGACAGCCCGCUCGAACGGAGAGUGCCGCUACUGGGCGGCGCGGCGCCUGGCCCUGGGCCCGACGACGGCGAUGGGCCGCUUGCUGGCGCCCAAGUCCAUCCGAUUGCCCGUCUCGGACGAGCGGCUGCUGAUGGCCAGCAUCUACGCCCUGCACGGCAUCCUGUGCAACCUGCAAGACGUCGACGCCGCGGCGGAGCGCUUCUUGGCCGACGUCGGCGAGAUGACGGCUAACAGCCUGGACGAGGGCGUCGACCUGAGCGUGCCCCCGCGGUUCGCCAUGCAGAACUGCAUCCACAUUGUCGUCGCGUGCGCCGAGAAGCACGGCCUGUGGUUCUACCACGGGCCGGGACACCCGCUGCCCGCGCUGCGCACCUGGGAGGCCCUCGAGUUUGUCGAGAUCAUGAUGCUCACGGGCCCUGCGAAGCAGCAGAAGAUCAUGGACGCGAUGCGCCGCUGGCUCUAUUGGGAAUCGUCGCAGCCGGUGGAGGUGGCGGUGGCGACGUCGACGACAAUAACCCCACAAACACUCCUCCUCGGCGACGACAGCGAGCUGGAAGAAUUCAAGAACGAGAUCGUCUCGAACUGGAAGGCCAGAAGAGCCUCCGAAAGUUCGACUCGGGACAUAGAAAUAGACUCAAAUACCCUCGCCACUUCCAAGACAGAGAAGGUAAAGGCAUGA